AUGAGAGCCGGUUUAGAUAACUGGAUCGACAUCACCGUCUUGGUUUUGUACUUUGUGUUCGUCUUCGCUGUCGGGGUUCUGUCCAUCUGGAGAAGAGACCAGAAAACGACCAAAGGCUACUUUUUGGCGGGAAGAUCCAUGAUUCCGUUCCCGAUUGGGGCAUCUCUAUUUGCCAGCAACAUCGGGGCGGAACAUUUUAUUGGCCUGGCCGGAAGUGGGGCGUCAAGUGGGAUCGCUGCAGUGACAUUUGAAUGGGGGGCGGUAUUUUGCUUGUUGAUGCUGGGUUGGGCAUUCCUUCCGGUUUACUUGACAUCAGAGAUUUACACGAUCCCAGAAUUUCUGAAGAGACGUUUUGGCGGGAAAAGAUUAAGAAUUUAUCACAGCCUGAUACUUCAACUGUCUUAUGUUGUUACCAAGAUAUCGGUUGACGUGUACGCUGGUGCUGUGUUUAUACAACAGGCCGUGGGGUGGAACACCUAUCUGUCUAUCCUUAUUUUACUGGCUGUUACUGCUCUUUACACUAUCUUGGGCGGACUGGCUGCUGUGAUAUUUACAGACACAUUGCAGACCAUCAUCAUGGUUGUCGGAGCUACAGCUUUGUCCAUAAUGAGUUUCAUAAAAGUUGGUGGAAUAUCUGCAUUAUUUGAAAAGUAUUUCGAGGCCAUUCCUUCUACGGAGAGCAGCGUGUUGUUCAUGCCUGUAAAUCUGUCGUCAUUAAACAACACGUAUAACCUGACGGACGGUCUAUUUUCUAACGUCAGUCAGCAGUGCGGAUUGCCUCGUUCUGAUGCAUUCCACAUAUUCCGGGACCCAGUUAACUCAGAUUUACCCUGGCCCGGCGUAAUGAUCCGGACUACUUUCAUUGGCACUUGGUUUUGGUGCUGCGACCAGUUGAUCGUUCAGAGAACCUUGGCUGCCAAAAAUAUAGCCCACGCCAGAGCAUCCACCAUAUUUGCUUCAUACCUGAAGUUUUUACCUAUGUUUAUUAUCAUUUUUCCGGGGAUGAUAAGCAGAGUAUUAUUUCCAGACGCCGUGGCAUGCGUAGAUCCUCAGAUUUGCAUGGAGGUGUGUGAAAACCCAGCUGGCUGUUCCAACAUUGCCUAUCCUAAGCUAAUUCUAGACUUGGCUCCUACUGGCAUGCGCGGACUGAUGAUGGCAGUGAUGAUAGCUGCUUUGAUGAGUUCUCUGACGUCGAUCUUUAACAGCUCCGCCACUCUGUUUACUAUGGAUCUGUGGACACGCUUUAGAAAUCAAGCCACAGAAAGGGAACUUCUCAUUGUAGGAAAGAUAUUUGUUGUGGUCCUUGUGGGAGUCAGCGUUCUCUGGAUUCCUUUAAUUCAAGCAGCACAAGGGGGACAACUCUAUUUUACAAUACAAGCCCUAACAGGAUACCUGGCCCCUCCGAUUGGAGGGAUUUUCCUGCUGUCUAUAUUUGUCCCUAGAGUCAACGAACAAGGUGCGUUCUGGGGUAUGCUGAUUGGUCACGUGAUAGGCGUUACACGGAUGAUCCUGGACUUUGUAUACCCCUCACCUAGAUGUGGAGAAGCAGACACUCGCCCUGGUGUGGUUGCCGAUAUCCAUUUCACUUAUUUCUCCGUCCUCCUGCUGGGUCUGUCCUGGGCAGUAUGUCUCACCGUAAGUCUGCUAACCAAGGCGCCGCCAAGGAAAGCGUUAAAAGGAUUAACUGUUUGGACGACUGAAAAAUUUGAAGCACCACCAAAGGAAGAGAGAAGCGUAAUUACAUCAGAAAUGGUCAAACUCAACGACAUUUCGGUAGAGGUAACAUCCGAAGAUGGUGAGAAUGAAUCCCUCAAAAACGAGAAAUUUCGCACAAGUUGUUCCUCAUUGGAGAAUGAAGACGGACCCGGAUUACGCUUCAGAAGAAAAUUAUAUAUGACAAGGAAGACAAAUAUCAUCCUGAACAUCAAUGCCUUGAUUCUGAUUGCUGUUUUUGUGUUUCUUUACGUUUAUUUUGCUUAG
This is a messenger RNA of Ostrea edulis (European flat oyster), 1980 nucleotides long. RefSeq names its product sodium/mannose cotransporter SLC5A10-like. Gene Ontology annotation, cellular component: plasma membrane. Gene Ontology annotation, molecular function: D-glucose:sodium symporter activity. Gene Ontology annotation, biological process: transmembrane transport. The record is from RefSeq and is a predicted model, not a curated record. The transcript has 15 exons. The coding region runs from base 1 to 1980 and encodes 659 amino acids. NCBI's taxonomy places the organism in Eukaryota, Metazoa, Mollusca, Bivalvia, Ostreida, Ostreidae.